Echinococcus granulosus is the source of this 1026-nucleotide messenger RNA. RefSeq lists its product as hypothetical. The record is from RefSeq and is a predicted model, not a curated record. NCBI's taxonomy places the organism in Eukaryota, Metazoa, Platyhelminthes, Cestoda, Cyclophyllidea, Taeniidae. The transcript has 10 exons. Bases 1 to 1026 code for a protein of 341 amino acids.
AUGUGCACUCAUUUUGGUCUGCCUACAUUGCUGUCUGAAAUCAGCGUUUUCGCUGAUUUGGUUAUCCAAAGUCCAUUUCUUUUAAGGCAAGUGAAAUUGAGUCACCUUUUUGAAAAUUUUGGUCAAUCCAAAGUCAGCGAGCUUCAAAAAGCCGCCCAUGUCAAAAAGAGUGUUCCAUACACUACUCCUUCUUUCUCCAGGUACACCAUGCCUAUCACUACCUAUACAUCCAGGCAAACAAAUAAAACACGUGCGUCUAUUGUUGCUGACCGACUGACUGCAUGUAAUUCGAAAGUUAGCUUGGUUUUAUUGCCUGAAACUAUUCUCAGCUUUGGUUUUAAUUCGGACUAUCAUAAGAUCCAUAAUAGCAAUUCAACAAGUGUCAGUGAAUUAGCGAAACGUAGAUUAGUGAGUAUGGCACCUCACAGGACAAUCAUUUUACCUUCCAUUUACGAAUUCUCCAAUUUGAAAAAAUCAAAACAAAAGCAAUCUCAAAAUGCGGGAGGUCAAAAAAAACAAACCGUUGUUUUGUUUAAGUUUCACAACCUUAUCACUAGUCCGAUUGCUAAGUUAUUCUCCACAAACCUUAAUGUUCGAUUAUCGCCAAAAGCGCAGAAUCAUGCCACUGUGGUGGAAAUAAGGUGCAGCAGUGUUGUCUAUUCUGGAACAUCGUGGACAAUGAAUUUGGCAGCUAACACUGAUGAAUGUGUAAAAAAUAUAACGUACCUACAAAAAACAUUAGGACAGUUGUUCCACUUAUGGCCUGUUCAACUUUGUGCUAACAAGUGUCAUUUGUUGAAUAAUAAAUUUCGUUUAUUGGAUUCGGGUCUCCACAGCGAUCAGUCUACUCACUUUUCAGAAUAUCUGGCUUAUCAUUUAUGCUGCACUUGUGCACUCAUGAGAGGAGUAACAACUCUUUGUUUGCUUAAGAAAUCACAGGCUAAGCUAAAACAUAAUGGAAAAAGUACAGGACAGGUGAGUUCUUGGCAAAAAAACACUGCAGAUGCCUCUUCACUCAAAUAUUAA